GCCACAGUGCAGAGAACAUCUGUUGUUGCCGGCAUGUCGCAGGUUAAGAAGGCGUUGGAUGUACUGCUCCAGGAGGCGGAAGAGCUGUGCAUCGGGAGCAGUGUAGUGGAGCUGGAUCGGAUUCCCACUGCCCUGGAGUUCUGCCGCGACUACUACUCCAAGAACCAGCCGGUAGUCAUCCGACAGGCGCUCUCGUGGCCUGCAAUCGGUAAAUGGACGCCGGAAUACCUUAUCAAGGCUCUCGGGGACAGGAAAGUGGACGUUGCCAUCACUCCGAAUGGCUACGCCGAUGGUCUGGCCACUGAAAAAGGUCAGGAGUACUUCGUCCUGCCGCUGGAGACGCAAAUGAAGCUAUCCGAACUGGUCCGCCGUUUGGAUGAUCCCACAGGACCCGUCCACUACGUCCAGAAGCAAAACUCCAACCUCAGUGUGGACCUACCAGAACUGGUGGCCGAUCUGCGGAUUAGUGAUCUGGACUUUGCCCAGCAGUCGUUUAACAAGCCGCCCGACGCCGUCAACUUUUGGCUGGGCGACGAGCGUGCCGUGACCUCCAUGCACAAGGAUCCAUACGAGAACAUUUACUGUGUGAUUUCCGGCCACAAGGACUUCAUCCUCAUCCCGCCGCACCAACUAAGCUGUGUGCCCCGAGGGCUUUACAAGACCGGCGUGUACAGGACCUCGGAAAGUGGGCAAUUCCACAUUGAACCCCUGCAGGAUGAGGAGGGCAUCGAGCAGAGGACUGAAUGGGUCAGCAUUGAUCCCCUGGCACCUGACUUGGCCAAGUAUCCGGAGUAUGCCCGGGCCAAGCCGCUGAAGGUGCGCGUUCACGCCGGAGACAUCCUUUACCUGCCCAACUACUGGUUCCACCACGUGUCCCAGAGCCACAAGUGCAUCGCUGUGAACUUCUGGUACGACCUGGACUACGACAGUCGCUACUGCUACUACCGCAUGCUGGAGCAGAUGACGACCAGCAGGAGUAACUAGCAUCCCUCAGGAAUUGUUAUCAAAACUAUAAACAUAUCUUGUUGUCUUUAGUGUAUAUUUAUAUAUAAUAUUGUUGCAUAAUUUAAUGUUAAAUAAAAAACUAUAAG
This is a messenger RNA of Drosophila subpulchrella, 1091 nucleotides long. It is a transcript of the gene JMJD7, whose product is annotated as bifunctional peptidase and (3S)-lysyl hydroxylase Jmjd7. Lineage: Eukaryota; Metazoa; Arthropoda; Insecta; Diptera; Drosophilidae. The record is from RefSeq and is a predicted model, not a curated record. Gene Ontology annotation, molecular function: 2-oxoglutarate-dependent dioxygenase activity. The transcript has a single exon. Bases 34 to 984 code for a protein of 316 amino acids.